AUGUACUUAGCUUUGGAAACAUUACUAGCCAUAGUGGCAGCCCUGGCUCGAGCCCUGUGGGGCAUGGAGCUUGAGCCACAGUUCAAUGAACCCUACCUCUCAACCUCUCUCCAAGACUUCUGGGGUCGAAGAUGGAACAUAAUGGUGACCCGAAUUCUACGCCCGACUGUUUACGAACCUGUGCUCCAUACUUCAUCUCGGGUCAUGGGCCGAAAAUGGGCUCCACUUCCUGCCAUUUUCAGCACAUUUUUGGUGUCCGCCAUAAUGCACGAGCUUAUAUUUUAUUACUUGGGUCGUACAUGGCCCACAUGGGAAAUCACAGGGUUCUUUUUGCUCCAAGGUGUCGCUUUAAUGGUUGAGGUUGCAAUCAAGAAGGCGUUUUCCGGCCGGUGGCAGUUGCCUUGGAUCGUCACGGCUCCAUUAACUAUCGGGUGUAAGUCAAUGGAAAGAACCUUUGCAGAGUACGCAGCAAUGGGUUCAUUUGUGAAAGAUGUGGGCACGGCUUUAACGUCCAAGUAUCUCAACAAUGUAACAACAGUUUAG
Messenger RNA from Ilex paraguariensis (yerba mate), 543 nucleotides. The record is from the annotation of a GenBank genome assembly. NCBI's taxonomy places the organism in Eukaryota, Viridiplantae, Streptophyta, Magnoliopsida, Aquifoliales, Aquifoliaceae.